CUGUCACCGAUCAAUCAUGCACUCUGUGUGCGGUAGUACGUGAUUCUGUCGUAUCGUUGUGUUAUUGGUGUCCGGAUCACGGUGUGUUUCGAUCGACUUUAAGCUUUGCGCGAGUUCCAUUACCCCACUUAAUCACCAAGCGAAUUGGGUGAGUUUCGAGAAUUGCAGAAUAAAUUGACUUGUAUAUUUAUUGUGCUGACGACCAGAAGAGUUAAAUAACUUCACCGAAAGUUUUACAUCGAGAUGACGAUAAUCACUAAAGCCAUCACUGAGAAGAAAGCUGCGGACAUAGUGGAGCUACCAUUGGUUGUGGACGAGAUACCUCCACCGGGGGACGUUAAGGAUGAUCCAGAGGGUCAAUAUGCUACACUUCCUCGACCUACACGAUACGUUUUGCGUUGUCGUCAAAGAGCACAGAGACUGAAUUCACUGACAACGCUGUGCUUGUUUCUCACUGCUCUUCUUGUUAUGAGCAUUGGAGUAAUCGGUGGUGUCUACAUAUACAAGCAAUAUGCAAGAGUUCAAAUGCACAGAUUCCGUGGAUGGUGUGACAUUCCAUAUUAUGAAUCUAACAAAGCACCUUACCUGAAAGAUGCUUUGGAUAAUUCUCAAUCUUUGGUCUCUGACCCUAACAAUAUGGAGGAGGAUGCUGCUAUUUUUGCUGAAAAAACCAUGGAGCUCCAAAACGACAUAAAAAACUACUUGACAGAAAGACUGGAAAUCGAUCUUGAAAACGAAGAUUACGAGAAGAUCGAUGUCCCCAUUCUACGUGGUGGCCGUCAAGGACGAUAUAUUCAUGACUUUAACACAAACAAAACAGGAAUUAUUGAUGUGGAUGGUAACCGCUGCUUUGUUAUGCCGUUGAAUCGUGAGCGAGUUCUACCUCCACGAAGUUUGUACGACCUUGUGAACAAAAUGUAUAGAGGAUACUACGAAGUUGACACUGAAGUUGUUCGUGAAACAAUGAAAGUUGUUACUCCUCGUAUAACCGAUCUGUCUGGCUUAGGACCUUAUAUAGCCCGAGAAUGCCGUAACAUGCCAACAUACAGAUUAGAGAAAGUUGUUCACAGUGUUGACAAAAGGAGCGUGAAGGAUGCACCUUUUGUCCAGUUCUCAGGAAAAGAUGUAUGGGAACUGGCCAUCGAAAAUAUGGAUGAAAUUAUGGCAUAUGAAGAAAAUUCAAUUAAAUAGAAUAUAAGAUAUCUCAUGUAAGAUUACUCCUCGCUAGAUUAAACAGCAAUAGUUUAGUGUUAAUUCGAAGUUAAAUACAUGUUAUGAUGCAGGAUUAUACAGUAUGCACUCUCUACAUUACUAUGAUUAUAAUUAUUCGUGUGAUUGAUGCUAUAUUUGGAAUUAUCUAUGCUCUUCCCUUUUUAUUCGGUUCUGGGGAUUAUAUAUCAAUGAUUAUGCAUAUCUACUUUUUUGUUUGGUAUACAAGACUGCAGAGUAGCAUGCCAGUACAGUAUAUAUAUUAUAUAUAUAUGUUACAUAUAUACUUAUAUAUGAAUAUGUCUAUAAUUAAUUCUUUCUUUGAUACAAUUGCAGUUUUUAAACAUGAAUUUUGAUGGACAUAUUGUUCUAUUUCGACAAAAAAGCUUAACCACAUACGUAAAAAUGAUGAUAUAUUUCAAAGUUUAUUACCAAUGUAGCAAAUAGCUGUUGACGUAUGAAAUGCAACAGCCACCAGUUUUGUAUUUGCGAUACAAUACUCCGUAUAAUCACCAACGCGUAAUUUUCGUAUGUAUGUCAUUUAUCCUAACUAAGAUCCAAGGCAUAACAAAUUUCUGGCGAAUAAAAAAAUUUGAACCAUUGUUACUUUUGCCUUCAAGUGCGGAAUAUAAAUUAAAUACGACUGGUUUGUAACAUUAUACGUGCCAUUGACAUUAUGAUUAAAAUAAAACCAUUAUUGCUCUUA
Molecule: messenger RNA, 1915 nt
Organism: Neodiprion fabricii
Lineage: Eukaryota; Metazoa; Arthropoda; Insecta; Hymenoptera; Diprionidae
Product: integral membrane protein 2C
Exons: 6
Coding region: 244-1191 (315 amino acids)
Biological process (GO): negative regulation of amyloid precursor protein biosynthetic process
Cellular component (GO): extracellular exosome; plasma membrane; Golgi apparatus
Molecular function (GO): amyloid-beta binding
Source: RefSeq, a predicted model, not a curated record